CGUGCAAUAGCCAAGCUUGUCCAAUAGGCUAGAGUCUUCUGGAAAACUUCAGAUGGUAUCCAGAAAAAAGAUGAACUCAGUCAAGCAAGACUGGUCAUAUUGAAAACAACACAACAAAAUGUGUACAAAGAGGAAAUGAAAAGCCUAGAAAAGGGUGAAGAGUUGUCUCGACACAGUCCGCUCAAGAGUUUGGACCCCAUCCUUGACGAUGAAGGAUUGCUGAGAGUCGGAGGUCGGAAUUCAUCAGCAGACAUGACCUGGGAAGAAAAGCAUCCGAUCAUUCUUCCAAAAGACAAUCACAUAUCUACCUUGUUGGUACGAUACUACCACGAACAAGUGGCCCAUCAAGGCAGACACUUCACUGAAGGCGCAGUUCGGACAGCUGGACUGUGGAUAACAGGAAGUAAGAGACUUGUGUCAAGUGUGAUAAACAAAUGCGUCACCUGCAAAAGAAUGAGAGGAAAGCUUGAAGAACAGAAAAUGUCUAACUUACCUGCGGAUAGACUUACCUUGAAUCCUCCUUUCACGAACGUUGGACUUGACGUCUUUGGGCCUUGGACCAUCUUAGCGCGCAGGACAAGAGGUGGAUAUGCAGAGAAUAAACGCUGGGCAGUCAUGUUCACCUGUCUGAGUACACGAGCGGUACACAUCGAGCUCAUAGAGACAAUGUCAACCUCCAGUUUCAUUAAUUCCUUAAGGAGAUUCACCGCCAUCAGAGGGCCUGUGAGACUUCUGCGUUCCGAUCAAGGCACAAACUUUAUUGGAGCUUGCAGAGAACUGCAAAUAAACUCUGAAGACACUGAGUUGAAAGCUCACUUACAGGACAAAGGCUGUACCUGGAUAUUCAAUCCACCACAUUCCUCUCAUAUGGGAGGUGUGUGGGAAAGGAUGAUCGGCAUUGCACGCCGCAUUUUGGAUGCUAUGUUGCUUAAGGACAACUGUCGCCUCUCCCACGAGGUACUUGUGACACUCAUGAGUGAAAUCAUGGCAAUCAUGAAUGCAAGGCCUCUAGUUCCAGUAUCGUCUGAUCCUGACAUGCCAGCAGUUCUCACGCCCGCAAUGUUGCUUACUCAAAAGACUGAUCCAGUAUCUGCUCCUCUAGGGAACAUGGAUCUGAAAGAUCUCUAUAACAAGCAAUGGAGGCAAGUUCAAAGUCUAGCCGAAACUUUCUGGAAACGUUGGAGACAAGAGUACUUGACGACCCUUCAGCCCCGCAAGAAGUGGAAGUCAGAAAGACCAAACUUGCAAGUAGGCGAUAUGGUACUUCUCAAAGACACUCAAGUAAAGAGGAAUGAGUGGCCCACCGGCAUCAUUGAGGAAACCUUCCCCAGCCGUCACGGAAGGAUUCGAAAAGUGAAUGUGAAGAUCAUCAAACAGGGUACCCCUAAGGUUUAUUCCAGACCCGUUUCAGAGGUCGUACUGCUCCUCAGUAAAAAGACAUAGUGGUAUCUUAAAAUACCAGACGGGAAGUGUUAUGCCCCACAAUGUUAUUGUCUAAGACACCUAGUGGUGGAAAUCAGUUUUGCAGUUUGUGUUCUAAUUUGACCCUCCUGUCUUGCCGUAGCCAGCUUAGUGUGGGUGUGUUUCAGAGAGCAGUAGAGAACAGUUGAGAGCAGAUGUCAAACAAACAGGAUGUACUGCAAGCUUUAAGCUUUCUUUUCGACUUUGAAGACUUUGAAGGUCUAAACCUGCCAUGUCCCAAGAAGGGACAGAGCCGCCUCUACUUCCUCAGGAGGCUAGGAUCCUUCAACGUCUUUACAAAGAUGAUGAAGAUGUUCUACGAGUCGGUGGUGGCGGGCGCCUUCUUGUACGCCAUGGCCUGCUGGGGCAGCGGGCUGAGAGCGAGGUAUGCAAACAGACUGGACAAGUUGGUAGAGAAGGCCAGUAUCGUGGUGGGAGUGGAGCUAGACUCUCUGGCGGUGGUGUCAGAGAGGAGAAGUCUAGCAAAACUCCUAGCCAUUAUGGACAACACCUCCCACCCACUACACUCGGACCUUGCGGAGAGAAUGAGCACGUUCAGUGGAAGGCUCAGACUCCCAAAAUGCAACACGGAACGACACAGGAGGUCCUUCAUACCGACAACCAUCAGACUGUAUAAUGCAUAUUUUCCUUCUUGACUGCACAUAAAUGUAGAGUAUAUGUAGUAUAUAUUUAUAUUAUUUUUUAUUAUAUAUAUAAUAUAUUACAUAUAUUAUAUUAUUUAUUAUU
This is a messenger RNA of Nerophis lumbriciformis (worm pipefish), 2208 nucleotides long. RefSeq lists its product as uncharacterized. Gene Ontology annotation, molecular function: nucleic acid binding. NCBI's taxonomy places the organism in Eukaryota, Metazoa, Chordata, Actinopteri, Syngnathiformes, Syngnathidae. Gene Ontology annotation, biological process: DNA integration. The record is from RefSeq and is a predicted model, not a curated record.